AUGGAGACGACUUUGCUGUCGUACUCCAGGCAAAACCUUCCUCGACCAGCACGUCUCUAUUCGACUCCUUCAAAACGGGCGAAUGCCCCGGCUCUCGCGACAGCGACACAACCUCCGAGUGGCUACCCUCCGUAUAUGCCUACCGCACAGCCUACAGAUGCAUCCGUAAACGAUAUGGAGGGCUUCUUGCGGCGCCGGACAUCUUAUACCAUGCUCCCAACGCCUCUACCAGACGACGAGACUAAUCCGCUGAACGAUUUUUACUUCACGGAUUCGCCUACUCAAGACUUAUUAUCUGUAAUGGAUGCUUGUCUGCAUAACCUGUAUGAUGUGCCUCGUGCGAAAGGCAUCUUCGAGCGUCUACGGGCCACGGAUAAAGGCGAGGUACUCUUAGACUCGCGAGUUUACAAUUCGUUUAUAGAGGCGUUCUUGGAGAUGGCUUUGGACAAGGAUUCUGAUCAGCCUGCGGGGUGGGUAGAGGAUGCAUGGAAGCUCUUCCAUGAACUCGAUGGCGAGCAGACAAAUGCCCGACCAACUGCAAAUACAUACGCACUCAUGCUCCUGGCUUGGCUACGAUAUAACUCGGAAUCAGGUCUUAUAAAACCCCUUGCUUUUACGGACGCACAUGACCCUGCAGCACUACUACGGAGUAUGAUUGACCGUCAGAUUCCUGUUACUCUUGUUGUCUCCGACCGUGCAUUCACGUCAAAUGACGAGGCAUCACAAGCCAUUCAGGCCCUUUCGAAAGCCGCAGUUGAGAUGGGCCUGUCAAAGAUAGUCAACGAGUUGGGCAUGGCGGAGUCGCUAGGCCGGCAGGAAGCUGACCCUCUCGAAGAUGUCCCCGAGGCGAAACCCGUUCUGCGUCGCAAGAAACUAGAGAACAUUCAGAUGACACACGCCGAAGACGGUCGAAUCGUAGACAUUGAAGUCCAGGGUCCUAUCGAGAACGAUAGCUACGAGAUUCCUUUUAAUCUUGAGACCUUGCGGAAACAUCUGUCUCAAGUCGUCUUUGCGCGUCGGGUACUGGCUGAAGACGUCGCUGCACGCCAGAAGCUGCUAGAGGAAUCUGUCUACGAUGUUGCAGUGGAGCGAUUAAAGCACCAGGCAGAAUUAUUUGAUGAGCUUGGGCUUAGCAAUAAGGCCAUGAAAAGCACCGAUCUCCGUACAUGGAUGUGGGAAUGGCAUCAGAAACUGCAAAUUCGUUUGAAAGCGGAGAUUGACCACAUUGUGCAGGAGGAGAAUAGGCUGGGCCGUAAGAUUGAGUCAAAAAGUGGUGAAAUGAAGCGAAGUGCUGGGUUAAGUCCAUUCCUUUCACUUUUGACUCCGGAAAAGUUGUCCCUUAUUGCGAUCAUGGAGUUAAUGCAUCUCCAAGGGACUGGUGGUGUGGCAGACGGCAUGAAAACUGCGCGGGCUCUUCUCGCAGUCGGAAAGGCCGUUGAGCUUGAACACAAGGCUGAGAUGUGCAAGAAGAGCAACCUUCCUAUCCCCACAAGUUCUGGUCGCACUUCAGACCACAGUUUCUUCACGCGCCUAGGUUACCGGGACUUGCAAGCCAGGCGAGUCGCGGCGAGGAAGUUCAUGGAAGACGCUGAGGACUGGACGACAGAUUGGACACAGGUUGUGCGAGUUAAGGUUGGCAGCUUCCUCGUUGAUGCCCUGAUGGAUGUUGCGACCGUUAUGCGGACAGGCGUGGACAAGAGAACCGGCGAGGCAAUCUCUGAGGAGCAGCCGGCGUUCUUCCACUCGUACGAAUACCUGCGCGGGUAUAAGCUUGGUGUCAUCAAGCUGAACCCUCUUAUCUCUGAGAAAAUGGCUAAGGAGUCUAUCCGGGAGACGUUACACCCGCGACAUUUGCCCAUGCUUGUGAAGCCGAAGCCAUGGCUGAGCCAUGAUCAGGGUGGCUACCUUUAUAACAAGACAUGGGUCAUGCGUUUUAAGGAGUCGCAAGAACAGCAGAGCUAUUUGCGACACGCGUCUUCUCUCGGCAACCUCGAGCUUAUUUACGCCAGUCUUGAUGUCCUAGGCAACACUCCCUGGAAGAUCAACCGCCGCAUCUUCGACAUCGUAUUAGAGGUCUGGAAUUCUGGUACUCGAUGGUGCAAGAUUCCGCCAGCGGCCUUUGAUGCACCGGAACCUGAGAAGCCGGAAAAUUUUGACACAGAUCCCAGGGCGAAGAUGAUUUAUCUGACAAGACAGAAGCAAUAUGCUCUCGGUAGAGCGAACAAUCAUUCUGACCGGUGCAGCGUCAACUAUAAAAUCGAGAUUGCCCGAGCGUUCCUGGGCGACACCAUUUACUUCCCUCACAAUGUCGAUUUCCGUGGCAGAGCCUAUCCCCUUCCGCCGCACCUGAGCCAUAUUGGUGACGAUCUCAGUCGUGGGUUACUGAUGUUCGGCGAGGCAAAACCGUUGGGAGAGCGAGGGCUCCGGUGGUUGAAGAUUCACCUUGCUAAUCUCUAUGGUUACGACAAGGCAAACUUUGAUGAACGCGUCAGCUUUGUUCAUGAUCACCUCGACGACAUCUUCGAUAGCGCGGACAAUCCACUGGAGGGGAAGAAAUGGUGGACUAAGGCGGAUGACCCGUGGCAGUGCCUCGCUACUUGCAUAGAGCUGAAGGCCGCACUGCAGUCGCCUGACCCGCACACCUAUGAGUGCGCGUUACCCGUGCACCAAGAUGGUACGUGUAACGGGCUGCAACACUACGCUGCCCUUGGUGGAGACGCGCAGGGUGCCCGACAAGUCAAUCUGGACGUCACUGACCGUCCCUCCGAUGUCUACACGUUCGUGGCGGAGAUGGUGGAGAAGGCUAUGGAGGAAGACGUCAAGCUUGACCACAAGUAUGCAAAGAUGCUGACUGGUAAGAUCUCCAGAAAGGUCGUCAAGCAGACCGUCAUGACCACCGUGUAUGGUGUUACCUUCAUUGGGGCUCGUGAGCAGAUCGAGAAGCAGCUAAAGGACAGGGGUGAUAUUGCUGCGGAAGAGUGUUGGCUCGCGGCGUCUUACGUUGCUAAAAAGGUGCUGUUAUGCAUUGGCGACUUGUUCAAGGGCGCCAAAGAUAUCCAGACCUGGCUGAACUCCUGCGCAAGGCUUAUUGCAAAGUCCAUCCCGCCUGACCGUCUUGAUGCGGCCACCGACGUGGAGCGCACAUUCGGUACUGGAAGGAAGAUGGUCAAGUCGACAGAGGCUACAAGGCUGAAGAAGGAACAAAUGACGUCGGUCGUUUGGACUACGCCAUUGGGGUUGCCAAUCGUCCAGCCAUACAGGGCGACAAGGCGCAAGCAGAUCAUCACCUCUCUGCAGACUGUCUUCAUCUCGGAUCCGAAUAGCCCUACGAGUGUCAACGCCUCUAAGCAGGCGUCGGCAUUCCCUCCCAAUUUUAUCCAUAGUCUUGAUGCUACGCACAUGAUGCUGACCGCCCUUGAAUGCAAGACGCAAGGCGUAACCUUCGCCUCUGUGCACGAUUCGUACUGGACGCAUCCAUCCAGCAUCGACCAAAUGUCUACGAUCAUCCGUGACACAUUCAUUGCCUUGCACUCGUCGGAUGUGCUUGGUAAGCUGGGUGACGAGUUCCUGCAGCGGUACAAGGGCUACAAGAUCCCCGUUUCCAGCUUGAAGAACACGUCGUUUAUACCCGGUUUCGGGCCGACAGCGCGCAGGAUCUCCGGUUCAAAAGCGAAGAAGCAGUCAGCGUCAGAAGUAGACCUAGCUGACGAGCCCGCAGACGAGGUAUCGGAGGAGUCCAAGUCUGUCGUGCGUACCGGGGAUGCAGACGCGCAGGUGCUCGCUGCGCUACAAUCACCAGUCGAUGUUGGAGAGAAGAAAAAGCGAGGUCGCCCGAGCGUAACGCCGGCCGCCGCAGUCAUGGAUGAAAACAAGUUCGUGGACCUGACGAGCUUCCUGCCGCCCCUUCCGCAGAAGGGGGUUUUCGACGUGUCCACGAUCAAGAAGUCGCUGUAUUUCUUCUCAUGA
Molecule: messenger RNA, 3966 nt
Organism: Fibroporia radiculosa
Lineage: Eukaryota; Fungi; Basidiomycota; Agaricomycetes; Polyporales; Fibroporiaceae
Exons: 12
Coding region: 1-3966 (1321 amino acids)
Biological process (GO): mitochondrial transcription
Cellular component (GO): mitochondrial DNA-directed RNA polymerase complex
Molecular function (GO): DNA-directed RNA polymerase activity; mitochondrial promoter sequence-specific DNA binding
Source: RefSeq, a predicted model, not a curated record